Molecule: messenger RNA, 1755 nt
Organism: Lampris incognitus (smalleye Pacific opah)
Lineage: Eukaryota; Metazoa; Chordata; Actinopteri; Lampriformes; Lampridae
Product: copine-9-like
Exons: 23
Coding region: 1-1755 (584 amino acids)
Biological process (GO): cellular response to calcium ion
Cellular component (GO): plasma membrane
Molecular function (GO): calcium-dependent phospholipid binding
Source: RefSeq, a predicted model, not a curated record
AUGGCGUCUAUAGGGGAAUUUGAUCCGCUCAACUCCACCGUACCUGCGACCAAGAUUGAAGUCACCGUGUCGUGCAGGAACCUGUUGGACAUGGACACCUUUUCCAAGUCAGACCCAGUGGUGGUGUUGUAUGUCCAAGGCCUUGGGACCAAGGAGUGGAGAGAGUUUGGGCGAACAGAAGUGAUCGAUAACACGCUGAACCCAGACUUUGUGAGGAAGUUUGUUUUGGAUUUCUUCUUUGAAGAGAAGCAGAACCUUCGCUUUGACGUGUACAAUGUGGACACCAGAAGCUCCAACCUCUCUAAGCAUAAGGACUUCCUGGGUCAGAUGUUCUGUACGCUGGGGGAGAUCCUCGGCUCUGCUGGGAGCCGCCUGGAGAGAACUCUGUCAGGUAUUCCCGGGAAGAAGUGUGGAAGCAUCAUCUUCACAGCUGAAGAGCUCAGUAACUGCCGGGAUAUAGCCACCAUGCAGUUCUGUGCCAACAAGUUGGACAAAAAGGAUUUCUUUGGCAAGUCUGACCCCUUCUUAGUCUUCUAUCGGAGCAACGAAGAUGGGACGUUCACCAUCUGCCAUAAAACUGAGGUGAUCAAGAACAAUCUAAACCCAGUUUGGCAGCCCUUCACCAUUCCUGUACGAGCACUCUGCAAUGGAGACUAUGACAGGACAGUCAAGGUGGACGUGUAUGACUGGGACAGAGAUGGAAGGUCUUGCUGUCACUGCUUCCUCAAGCACUUCCCUUCCAGUCAUGACUUCAUUGGAGAGUUCACCACCAGCUACAGAGAGCUGUCCAGAGGCCAGAGCCAGUUUAAUGUCUAUGAGGUUCUGAAUCCUAAAAAGAAAGGCAAGAAGAAGAAAUAUAUCAAUUCAGGAACGGUGACUUUGCUGUCUUUCAAGGUGGAGUCAGAAUAUACGUUUGUGGAUUUCAUCAGAGGAGGGACACAACUCAAUUUCACAGUGGCUAUAGACUUCACGGCGUCUAACGGUAACCCAUCCCAGCCUACCUCUCUGCACUAUAUGAGUCCCUAUCAGAUGAAUGCCUACGCCAUGGCUCUGAAGGCUGUGGGGGAGAUCAUCCAGGACUAUGACAGUGACAAGCUCUUCCCUGCCUACGGCUUUGGUGCUAAGAUGCCCCCGGAUGGAAAGAUCUCCCACGCCUUCCCCUUGAACUCGAAUGCAGAGAACCCAAACUGUGUGGGGAUCGACGGUGUGCUCGAGGCCUAUUUCCAGAGCUUACGCACUGUUCAGUUAUAUGGCCCAACCAACUUCGCUCCUGUUAUCAACCAGGUGGCUCGGUGUGCGGCGGAAGUGACCGAUGGCUCUCAGUACUUUGUGCUGCUGAUGAUCACAGACGGUGUCAUCUCAGACAUGGCCCAGACCAAGGAGGCCGUGGUCAAUGCAUCUGCUUUGCCCUUGUCUAUUAUCAUAGUGGGAGUAGGCCCUGCUGAGUUUGACGCCAUGGAGGAGCUAGAUGGAGAUGAGGUCCGAGUAUCAUCAAGGGGACGUUUUGCUGAAAGAGACAUUGUCCAGUUUGUUCCUUUCCGAGACUAUAUUGACCGGUCAGGGAACCAGGUCCUAAGCAUGGCCAGGCUGGCUAAAGAUGUCCUAGCUGAGAUCCCUGACCAGUUGUUGUCUUUCAUGAAGAGCCGGGGGAUUGAACCCAGGCCUGCCCUGCCCGCCACUUCUGAGUCCUCCACCGAGGCCACCACCACCUCAACCACCGCCCCUGCCCACAAGGGACGCAACAUGCAUGCCUGA